AUGGCUGAAAUAAGCGAAAAAUACAACACAAAAUGCCCUGGCGUGAAACGCCUAAUGAGAGAGGCCAUGGAAUUGGCGGAGGCGACAGAAGAAUACUGCGCAAGGCCCUUGGAAGACAAUCUUUUCGAAUGGCACUUUACAGUUCGAGGACCUAAAGGUACAGAUUUUGAGGGUGGCAUCUAUCACGGUAGGAUACUAUUACCCAAAGAAUAUCCUAUGCAUCCUCCUCAUAUAAUACUUUUGACGCCAAAUGGUAGAUUUGAGGUGAAUAAAAAGAUUUGUUUGUCUAUAUCUGGUCAUCACCCAGAAACUUGGCAACCAUCAUGGUCCAUUAGGACUGCAUUGUUGGCACUUAUUGCAUUUAUGCCUACACCUGCUGAAGGCACUAUCGGUUCACUUGAUUACUCUCCUGCAGAGCGUAAAGUCCUUGCUAAGAAAUCAGCAAGUUGGGUUUGCUCACAGUGUGGAGAAAUAUCAGUUUUGCUGUCAUCUACAGCAGCAAAACCAAUAACUGAAGAGGAAAAAUCUGUUUUAAACCAGAUAGCUUUUAAAGGAGAAGAAGAGCAAACUGCGAAACCACCAGAAGAACCUGUGAAUGAAAUUGAGCCUCAAGUUUUGGAGUCGUCUGAACCUACAAAUAGCUUCCUAGACCAAUUGACAGAGAUUCUUGUAGCUUUACUUGUGGGAGCAAUAGGUAUAUUUAUAUAUAGGCGCUGGAAUGCACAUUAUCAUAGUUCAGAGACAGAACUGUAA
Arctia plantaginis is the source of this 753-nucleotide messenger RNA. Lineage: Eukaryota; Metazoa; Arthropoda; Insecta; Lepidoptera; Erebidae. The record is from the annotation of a GenBank genome assembly.